CAGAGGAAUUUAACUGGCAGCGCUGAUAGACCCGAGAGCAGGAUUCCCUGAGACAUGGAGCGAGAACCGAUGCGCAUAAGGGAGGGUUACUUGGUUAAGAAGGGCAGCAUGUUUAAUACCUGGAAGCCAAUGUGGGUUGUGCUCUUAGAAGAUGGAAUUGAAUUCUACAAGCGGAAGGCUGACAACAGCCCCAAAGGGAUGGUCCCACUAAAAGGAAGUUCUAUUAACAGCCCAUGCCAAGAUUUUGGGAAAAGAAUGUUUGUCUUCAAACUUACUGCGGCCAAGCAGCAGGACCACUUUUUUCAAGCUGCCUACUUGGAAGAAAGAGAUGCCUGGGUACGGGAUAUCAAGAAAGCAAUUCAUUGCAUAGAUGGAGGCCAAAGGUUUGCCAGAAAAUCCACAAGGAAGUCUAUCAGACUGCCUGAAACAAUCAACUUGAGUGCUUUGUACCUCUCAAUGAAAGAUCCUGAAAAGGGAAUAAAGGAGUUGAAGCUGGAAAAAGAUAAAAAAGUGUUCAAUCACUGCUUUACAGGCACCUCUGUGAUUGACUGGCUGGUGUCUAGCAACUCCAUUCGAAAUCGCAAAGAAGGUCUCAUGCUUGCCUCUUCCCUCUUGAGUGAAGGCUACCUACAGCCUGCAGGGGAUACGUCCAAGGCUGCUGCCGAGGGACUGUCAGACACCCCCUUCUUAGAUCUCACUGAUGCCUACUAUUACUUUCCAGACAGUGGGUUUUUCUGCGAGGGAAAUUCUAGUGAUGAUGAUGUGGUCCUGAAAGAAGAAUUCAGAGGCAUAGUAGUCAAACAAGGAUGUUUGCUGAAACAGGGACAUCGGAGGAAGAACUGGAAAGUCAGAAAGUUUGUUUUAAGAGAGGACCCUGCAUACCUUCACUACUAUGAUCCUGCUGGAGGAGAAGAACCACUAGGAGCAAUUCACUUGAGAGGCUGCGUGGUGACAGCAGUGGAAGAUAUGCCAGACUCCAAGAAGUAUGAUGUUGACAACAUCCUCUUUGAAAUCAUCACAGCAAAUGAAAUCCACUAUUACUUGCAAGCAGCCUCAUCCACAGAGCGUACAGAGUGGAUCAGAGCAAUUCAGGCUGUUGCUAGGACUGGAAAAUGAAGAUGAUCUGCCAGCGAGAAGACAGACAACUGGAAUUAGUUACUCAAAACAACACAAGAAUGUUAGCAUUUCACUGAGAAGAAGCAAAUACGAUCCAGAAAGGCAUCCUAAGGCUUGU
This is a messenger RNA of Cariama cristata (Red-legged seriema), 1234 nucleotides long. RefSeq names its product pleckstrin (gene PLEK). The record is from RefSeq and is a predicted model, not a curated record. The transcript is spliced from 9 exons. Gene Ontology annotation, biological process: intracellular signal transduction; actin cytoskeleton organization. NCBI's taxonomy places the organism in Eukaryota, Metazoa, Chordata, Aves, Cariamiformes, Cariamidae. Bases 55 to 1116 code for a protein of 353 amino acids. Gene Ontology annotation, cellular component: plasma membrane.